Molecule: messenger RNA, 4890 nt
Organism: Eurytemora carolleeae
Lineage: Eukaryota; Metazoa; Arthropoda; Copepoda; Calanoida; Temoridae
Product: multidrug resistance-associated protein 1
Exons: 17
Biological process (GO): transmembrane transport
Cellular component (GO): membrane
Molecular function (GO): ATP binding; ABC-type transporter activity; ATP hydrolysis activity
Source: RefSeq, a predicted model, not a curated record
GUACAGACCGUCAUUGUGUACAUCCCAGUUCUAUUCUUACUGCUGAGUUCCCCCUUGGAAAUAUAUUUCAUGAAAAUCAGCAGGAGAAGAAACAUUCCAUUGACAUUCCUUAAUGGAGGAAGAAUUGGGUUCACAGCUGUAUUAGUUGGUUUGUCUCUAGCUGAGCUUGGUGUAAGUGUAGCAGAGCACCAUGAGUUUAAACCAGUGGCUGAUAUCCUGGCUCCCAUUGGGAAGGCAUUUUUGUAUUUUUCGGUUGUUCUGCUGAUGGUUGGUAAUAUACGGUUUGGGAUCCAGAGUUCUGGUAUUCUCUUCUCUCUAUUCUUCCUGGUAGCAGGUCUUCAGUCAAUCACUUUUGCUUCAGUUGUUAGAUUUGGAGAUAUCAUCCACCAGGUUUAUAGCAGUGAACUGUUCUAUGCUGAAUAUUGUUUAAUUCUGGUCGUGUUUUUUCUGCAUUUCUGGGCUGAUCCCCCUCCUGCUAGUGUGCAACUCGAUGAUAUGCGAGAGGAUGAUAUGUCCAAUGAAAAUGCCUCUUUUCCCAGCAGAAUCACAUUCGCUUACUUUGAUAGAAUCAUUAGGAUGGGUUGGAAGACUCCUCUUACUCUAGAAAAACUUCCUAAACUCAGUUUAAGAGAACGUUGUAGUCUUGUUUUUCCUAAAUGGAAUAAAUUUUGGAUCAAAGAAUAUACAGCGAACCAAAAGAAAAAGAAGAGUACUUCAAUUUUAUUUCCUUUAUUCCGAACAUUCUGCUGGAUUUAUCUUGGCUCCUCUUUUAUUCAACUUCUUGUCGUUCUAUUUCAGCAAGUUACUCCACAGAUUCUUGGUUUUUUGAUUAAUUUCAUCAGCUCUGAUGAAGAAGAAUGGAAAGGAUAUCUGUAUAUGAGUCUUCUAGUAGGAGUAAAUCUACUGAUAACUAUUCUUAAUUCACAAUAUUUCAAAGACCAGCAACUUAUCGGCCUAAGGAUGAGAUCUGCGUUAACUUGUGCUUUGUUUCGUAAAUCGUUACGGCUUUCAAGCAAAUCAAGAAAAGAGUUAUCUGUUGGAGAAACAGUAAACCUAAUGUCAAUAGAUACACAAAGAAUUAUGGAUGUUAUAAUGAGCCUUAACUUACUGUGGUCUAGUCCUCUUACGCUUGGAUUGUCUCUCUAUUCUCUAUGGGCAUACCUUGGACCAUCAUCAUUAGCUGGACUUUUAGUUAUGGUGCUGAUCAUACCCAUCAAUGCAUAUCUCUCCUCGGAAAUGAAAAAGUAUCAAAAAAUGAACAUGAAAAACAAGGAUGCUAGAAUGAAGGCAAUGAAUGAGAUUCUCGAAGGAGUUAAGGUUCUAAAGCUUUAUGCUUGGGAACCAAGCUUUGAACAGCAAAUAACAGAUAUCAGAUUGACUGAAGUAGAAAAUUUGAAAAGAAUGUCUUACCUGGGAGCAAUACAGACUUUCAUUUUUAAUUCUACUCCGUUUUUUGUAGCCCUAGCUUCAUUCACAUCAUUUGUUCUCUCAAGUCCGGAUAACAUUUUAAAUGCAGAUAUUGCAUUUGUAUCCAUUUCCUAUUUUAACAUAAUUAGAAGACCUUUAAAUCAGUUGCCAGGGUUGAUUACUCAAAUGAUAUCUGCAACAGUAUCUCUUGAUCGUUUAAACAAUUAUCUUAAUGCUCCAGAAGUCAGUGCUUCAAAUGUAACUCAUUACGACGAUGGAGAUGAUUUGGCUAUAAAUGUCAUAAAUGGAAACCUAACAUGGGAUAAGGAAUCCGAACCAGUUCUGAAAAACAUUGACCUCAAGAUAAAACGUGGUGAAAUGGUUGCAAUUGUGGGUCAAGUUGGGUCAGGUAAAUCAUCUCUUCUGUCCUCUCUAAUUGGUGAGCUUGAGAGAGCAGGCUUGAACACUAUGAUUAAUGUUUUGGGAAAUGUUUCCUAUGUUCCACAACAAGCAUGGAUGCAGAAUGCAUCCUUGCAGUAUAAUAUAACAUUUGGAAGACAAUUCAAUGAAAGAUUGUAUGAAAAAGUUAUAGAUUCUUGUGCAUUAAAAUCAGAUUUUGAAAUUCUGCCGAACAGAGAUUUGACAGAAAUCGGAGAGAAAGGGAUUAAUUUGUCGGGAGGACAAAAACAAAGGGUUUCUAUGGCAAGAGCUGUUUACAGCAAUGGAGACAUAUAUCUGCUUGAUGAUCCAUUGUCUGCAGUAGAUGCUCAUGUUGGUCAGCACAUAUAUGAAAAUGUUAUAGGUCCUAAUGGUUUAUUGAAAAAUAAGACCAGAGUGCUUGUUACUCAUGGUGUUAAGUAUUUACCCGAAAUGGAUAACAUCAUUGUAUUGAAAGAUGGUAUGAUAUCUGAGUCAGGGACAUAUCGAGAACUCUUAGACCAAGGAAAAGAAUUUGCAGAUUUUCUCAUUCAGUACAUCAACGAAGAAGAGGAUAAGAUGUUGGGACAAGACACAGAAACUGUAGAAGAUGUAAAGAAAGAAUUAGCAAAGAAGCUAGGUCUGGACAAACUGGAAGUUGAGCUUGGUAAAGCAAGAAGUCGGAGCAGUGGGGCUCAUAGUAAUAUUUCAGGAUACACUACUGGUACUAUAGAAAGAAAGAUUCAGCCACUGUUAAAAGAAAGGCCUUUCUUAAAGGUAAAAACUUUUUCAGUUUUUUCAAAAGGAGUAGUAGAUGAAGCUUCUGUUAAAAACAAGUCUAUUCAAGAUGAAAAAACUCCCCUCAAGCCAGGUAAACCUGGAGGAUAUGGUGGACUCGGAAGUAAAAUACCUGGAAAAGAUGCACUCUUGGGCAACAGAAGUGGAGGGCAGGGUAAAGGAUUUAGAGGAGGAGGAGAUUUGAUGACUUUAGAAAAGGUUGAAACUAAAGCGGUGGCAAAUGCAGUGUAUAGAUUUUAUUUCAAUUCCGUUGGUAUACUUGCAGUGAUUACUAUAAUAUUGUUAAACAUAAUGACACAAGGGUUGACAAUAGGAACCAAUGUUUGGCUAUCAGUAUGGUCUGAUGAUCCUGAUUCUGCAGAAGCUUCAAUCAGAAAUGUUUACCUUGGUGUUUAUGGAACUUUAGGAUCUCUCUCAGCAGCAACUAUAUGCAUAUCCUCUUUGGUAACAGCCGUUGGUGGACUAAAUGCCUCUUCCAUUCUUCACAACAGGAUGCUUGCUGGGGUACUCAGAGCUCCAAUGUCAUUUUUUGACACAACGCCCAAGGGGAGAAUUGUAAAUAGAUUUGCAAAGGAUAUUGAUUUUAUUGAUCGAUCUAUUCCAAUGACAUUUUCAGCUCUACUCAGGUUAGGAUUUUCAGUUGUUGGAACCAUUGCUGUUAUCAGUUACACCAGUCCAAUUUUCAUAGCUGUCUUUAUUCCUCUAAGUUUGUUGUACAUGUUUGUACAAAAGAUCUAUGUAGCUACAUCAAGACAGCUUAGGAGACUUGAGUCAAGCACAAGAUCUCCAAUAUAUAGUUGGUUUGGAGAAUCUAUCAGUGGAGUAUCAACAAUCAAAGCUUUCAAUAUUCAAGACAGAUUUAUCACAGAAAUUGAAAAUAAGAUUGAUGUGAAUCAGUCUUGUGCCGAACCCAAUAUAAUUUCAAAUAGAUGGCUGUCUAUAAGACUUGAAAUGCUGGGAAAUCUAAUUAUAUUGUUUGCAGCGCUUUUUGCAAUUCUGGGUCGAGAUACUUUAGAUCCUGGAAUUGUUGGGCUGUCACUGUCUUAUGCAAUGCAGAUAACUCAGAGCCUUAACUUGCUGAUCAGACAAACAAGUCAAAUAGAAAACAACAUGGUGAGUGUUGAACGAGUAAAAGAAUACCAGAAUGGACUACCCCAAGAAGCGCCAUGGCAAACAGAAAAAGACCCAAAAGGAGAUUGGCCCGAGUUCGGAGCAGUGCAGUUUAAGGGACUUCAAACAAGAUACAGGGAAGGUCUUGAUCUGGUACUAAAGGGUGUUGAUCUACAUAUUUCCCCUGGCAUGAAAGUUGGUGUGGUGGGUAGGACAGGUGCAGGGAAGUCAUCAUUAACUCUAUCCUUGUUCAGGAUUAUUGAGUCAACCAGUGGAACUAUAGAAAUUGAUGGUGUUGAUAUUUCAAAAAUUGGUCUCGGAACUCUGAGGUCUAGACUCACAAUUAUUCCCCAGGAUCCGGUUUUGUUCUCUGGUUCUCUGAGGAUGAACCUGGAUCCCUUCAAUGAGUGUUCUGACCAGCAGCUCUGGAGAGCUCUGGAGUUAGGGCAUCUCAGUACGUAUGUAAAGACUCUCAACCAGGGAUUGGAUUAUAUGAUAAGCGAGGGUGGUGAGAAUCUAUCUGUCGGUCAACGUCAGCUAGUUUGUCUCGCUAGAGCACUUCUUCGUAAAUCCAAUAUAUUGAUCUUGGAUGAAGCUACUGCUGCUAUUGAUCUUGAGACAGAUGAUCUUAUCCAGGAAACUAUUCGAAGUGAGUUUAAAAGUACAACUAUCAUCACAAUAGCGCACAGGAUAAACACCAUCAUGGACAGCAACCUCGUGGUGGUCCUUUCAGAGGGGAAGAUACAAGAGGCAGGACCUCCAGACAAAUUAAUGGCGGAUCCUGAGAGUAUAUUUGCUUUAAUGGCGAAGGAGGCAGGAAUAUCUGGAUUCGAGCAAGCUGAGAAAAAUCUGAUAGAACUUGAAGAUAAGAAAGAUGAUACUGACACAGAGGAUGACGAGGUUGAGGAGGGUAAGAAGGAUAAAAAAGAAGAUAUGGUGGAUGGUCCUACAAAACCUUAUAAGAAAAGGGAGUUGGAUAGAAAAACAAGAAUUCCAACUUCAAAACUUGGAAAACAAAACAAAGGGAUUGAGGAGCAAAGUGGAUUCCAAAGAGGAAGCAAAGGGAUUACAGGAGAAGGGGGGAAGAGAGGGGGGCGGGGAAGGGGAAGGGGAAGAGGAGUGAAAACUACCUGGAGACCUUGAAAUAUUUUAGUGAAA